This is a messenger RNA of Cryptotermes secundus, 2593 nucleotides long. RefSeq names its product synaptobrevin-1. The coding region runs from base 113 to 613 and encodes 166 amino acids. The transcript has 6 exons. Gene Ontology annotation, cellular component: plasma membrane; SNARE complex. The record is from RefSeq and is a predicted model, not a curated record. Lineage: Eukaryota; Metazoa; Arthropoda; Insecta; Blattodea; Kalotermitidae. Gene Ontology annotation, biological process: vesicle fusion; vesicle-mediated transport. Gene Ontology annotation, molecular function: SNAP receptor activity; syntaxin binding.
UCGUAGGGAGUCGAUAGUUUCGCAGACCAAAGACUGGAAUUGUCAAUACCAGGAGUCGGUUUAUUCAGCCACGCAAAUAUUUCCAGUUUUUAAGCGACGGUAAUAGAGAACCAUGUCUGCUGACGGCGCUACUGAUUCUGCUCCUGGUACCGGUGGUCUUCAGCCUGGAGAAGAUGGAGGCAUUGUGGGGGGGCCAAGAACCCCACAACAGAUUGCAGCCCAGAAGAGGUUACAGCAGACCCAGGCACAAGUGGAUGAAGUAGUGGGAAUAAUGAAGACAAAUGUGGAGAAAGUCCUGGAGAGAGACCAGAAGCUGUCGGAACUGGAUGAUCGAGCAGAUGCCCUGCAGCAUGGGGCCUCACAAUUUGAGCAGCAAGCUGGCAAACUCAAGAGGAAAUUCUGGCUGCAGAACCUUAAGAUGAUGAUCAUUAUGGGAGUAAUUGGUUUGGUAAUAUUAGCCAUCAUUGUAGUCAAGUUCAUGCCUGAGUCGAAUCCCACCAGUCCACCCUCAGUGUAUUACCAACAACAGCCAGCAGGUGGUGUUGAUGCUGCCAUCCCAGCUGGAGCACCAGCAUCUGCCCCAGGCACCACAGAUACCAAGCCUUCAGCCUAAACUGUAUACCCCCAGGUCUGCUUUCAACCCUUUGGCAUAGCAACCAAAACUGAAAUAAUGAAUUUGUAGCUCUCAAGCACUGCAAAUUAGCUUAAAGGAAUACAUUAAAAAACUGAUGCCAGCAGAUUGAGAGAUUAUAUCUGAUCAUAUUCUGUCUUAUUUUUGGAAAGGAGUGAGGCAUGGUACAAAACUCGAUAUUACAGUUUGGGUUCCUUGGCUUAUGCAAUAAAUGGUUGCCCUCUACAAAGCCUCAUACUAUGUUUCCUCUCACUUCUUCACCUGGGUUCACAAAUGGCAUGGCACUCUACCAUAAAGAAAACGUUUCGAAUAUUGGGGGGGGGGAAGCAAAACUGUCCCUUGCAGAUAGGUAAAUGUAGCGCGAGGCACCAACUUAUGGAACACCAAACACGUAUGAGCGAGGUUAUCAAUAAUUUGUGGCAGAGUUUUGUUUGGGUGGGCUACAUAGCAUAACCUCCUGUACAGAAAAUUGUUAUUUAAUCAGUGUGAAUUAAGUGGCUGUCCAUUGCGACAGGCACUCAACAAUUGUUUUGCCAUUGUUUUCAAGUAGCCUUGUAUCUUACUGAAUCUCACGAUUUUAUAAAGUAGUUUGCUCUCCUUUUUGUGUAGCCUAUCACAUGCAUCUACAAGACUGCUCAGCUUAUAGUAGUGUUUCCCCUUGCCUUUUAGUUGUUGUAUGUAUAUAUCAGAGCGAUGUAAAAUUGGAAUGUUUGCAGCACUCUGUUUUCCACAAUUUAUCGACAAUAUUGUCUGCCCUGUCCCUGUAAAAUAGCUGCAUCUCAAAGUAAGGCGGGAAAAGAAGAAAACACCAAAAUGAAAUUUUGCUUAUUUUCAUGGCACUCAACUGUCUUACUGCCCGAGGGGGGAUGUGUGUUGCUCAAGGGUGAGGCACAUGCCUCUGGUAUCCAGGGGUUGCAGGUCUGAGCUUGUCUGAUAACGCAUCAUCUCAUGGCAAAGGUAUCAAGAGGAACAUACUCAUAGUUGGCAUUAUUUGGUUUCUGUUUUUGAGAUUGCUGUGCAUUGAGAUUUACUUGCCACAGCGUUUGAGGUUGCAGUGUGCCCUCAGCCACAGAGCUAGUAGCAUGGGACAGCCUGUGGCCAAUCCUGUUAAAGUGGACCAAGUCCUAAGAGCUAAUAAUAAUAUGAGCCAGUGUCUCUGACAUGAAUUUUAAAAUUCAUUCAGGUACUUACAUAUUAACAGGUGCCUCAAGUAACUUCAAAAUUUACAUCAUGUUGUCUGCCACAUUAGAACACUCAACCUCAAAAGUUUAUUUGUAAAAACAAGACCUAGAGCCUAACCUCAUAAUCUAUCUCCAACUAGUCCACAGGGUUAGGCUUUGGGUUUUAUUUUUAAAAAUAAAUAUGUAGUAACUUUUUAAGAUCAGGUUUUGUUUUCACACUGAAACUGCUAGGGCUGACAGGAUUAAUGUGGUGGACAAAACAACAGUAGAUCUGUUACUUGGAUCACUUAUCAAUGUAUAAAUACCUCUGUUUAACACCGGCAGGUUGGGGGCCCUGAUCUGUAACAUAACAUUCUGUAAUUUGUGUAAUCUAGCUUAGGCAUUGAUUUAUUCUCUUACCGCAAGAAUCAUACAUUUUGUAUUAAGGACAUGGAAGGCCUAUGAAACUUAGCAACCCUCGGACUGCUGUGUAGUUCUCCUGUUCCCCGUCUUUUUGUUCUCAUCACAGUCCGUCUUUUGUUAAACAACUCAAUUUGUGUGUUGAAAUAUAAAUAUUUUAUUUAAGAAAGAUAUGUGGCAACAGUGUAUCAUUAUAAUUAUUGUGAACAAUUUCAUGAAUUCACACAUGAAAUGUUUGCCCAUUGUAAAAUGCUGUUUACAAAUGUUUUCUUUUUUCCUAUGUAACAACAUACAUGUAAUAUUUGUGUAUAGAAAAAUGUAAAGUUAAUACUGAUACUGUAAAGUUUAGUGGGUAUAAAUAUUAAAUAUCACAUUUCUUUUA